Molecule: messenger RNA, 1942 nt
Organism: Musa acuminata AAA Group (dessert banana)
Lineage: Eukaryota; Viridiplantae; Streptophyta; Magnoliopsida; Zingiberales; Musaceae
Product: probable protein phosphatase 2C 11
Exons: 10
Coding region: 1-1629 (542 amino acids)
Biological process (GO): protein dephosphorylation
Molecular function (GO): protein serine/threonine phosphatase activity
Source: RefSeq, a predicted model, not a curated record
AUGGACAAGGAGGGAAAAUGGCACGAGCAGCUUCUCGGCUCCAUACUCUCCGAGACACACCUGCGUGGCCUGCCCGCUUGCGUCGUGCUCCUUGGCUUCGUGCUUCCCGAGACACACCUGCGCGGCCUGCCCGCAUGCAUCGUGCUCCUCGACUCCAUACUCUCCGAGACACCCCUGCGCGGCCUGCCCGCCUGCGUCGUGCUCCUCGGCUCCAUGACCCCCGAGUCCACCUCUACUCGGCCUGUCCGACUAAGUCGUGCUCCUCGGUUGCAUGUUACUCGGGACCACGCCUACGCGUUCAGCCCACCUGCGCCGUGCUCCUCGGCUGCGUGUUACCCGAGACCACACCUGCGCAGCCUGCCUACCUACGUCGUGCUCCUCGAUUACACGUUGCCCGAGACCACGCCUGCGCGACCUGCCCGCCUGCGCCGUGCUCCCCGGUCGCAUGCUCUCCGAGACCCCGAUCUCUGCUCGGCUUCCCGAUUGAGUUGUGCACCUCGGCCGCAUCGCCCCCCCCCCCCUCCGCCCCAAACUUUGGGCGCCGGAGCGGAGGGCGAUGGCGGCGGAACUGGGGCAGCAGACGGUGGAGUUCUCCGCCCUUGUGCGACGAGCCGCGGAGGAUUCCUACCUCGCCCUCAAGGAGCUGGUGGAGCGGUCCCGGGCGCCGGAGGACCAGCGAUCCGACUCCGAGAAGAAGAUAGACCUCCUCAAGUUCAUCGCCAAGACUCAGCAGCGGAUGCUCCGCCUCCAUGUGCUCGCCAAGUGGUGCCAACAGGAAAAGUAGUAGCCAAAUUCUGUGCAAAAUACCUGCACACUCAAAUUCUCAAGUAUGAGCCUCAGUUGGGUGGUGAUUUAUCUGCUUCAGUACAAAAAGCAUUUUUAAGAAUGGAUGAGAUGAUGAAAGGACAGAGAGGAUGGAGGGAAUUAGCUGUACUGGGGGACAAAAUGGACAAGUUCACAGGUUUAAUUGAAGGAUUGAUAUGGUCCCCAAGGGGUGGUUAUUCCAGUGAACAUUUAGAUGAAUGGGCAUAUGAGGAGGGACCACAUUCUGAUUUCUCUGGACCGACAUCUGGAAGCACAGCUUGUGUGGCAGUCAUCAGAAACAACCAACUCAUUGUUGCAAAUGCUGGUGAUUCUCGUUGUGUACUCUCGAGGAAGGGUCGGGCAAUUAGUUUGUCAACAGACCACAAACCAUAUCUUGUUGAGGAGAAGGAAAGGAUCGUAAAAGCAGGUGGUUUUAUUCAAGCAGGACGAAUAAAUGGAAGCUUAAACCUCACUAGAGCAAUUGGUACUUCCUCAGUCGACAUGGAAUUCAAGCAAAAUAAGUUUUUACCUGCUGAGAAGCAAGUUGUGACAUGCAAUCCAGACAUAAACAUUGUGGAGCUAUGCGAUGAUGAUGAAUUUCUCAUUUUAGCAUGUGAUGGAGUCUGGGAUUGCAUGAUAAACCAGCAACUGGUGGAUUUCAUCACUGAGCAUAUAAAAACGGAGAGCUGCCUGUCUGCAGUAUGUGAAAGAGUGUUGGACCGGUGUCUGGCACCAUCCACCAUUAGUGAAGAGGGAUUGGACAACAUGACGAUGAUACUGGUGCAAUUUAAUAAGCCGAUCAGACCUGAUGCUCCUCAUACAUAAAAAUGAUGAUAUGCUGGGUGAGACUGAAGUUCCAAGUGAUCCUUCUAUCCUGCUGUAGAUUUGAAGUGUGUUGUACAUAGCAAUAUAUCCUCUUGAAGGUUGUAGCGUAUACAUUUGGACAAAUCAUCAUAUGGCAGUGAAUUAGUUGCGGGUGAUCCCAAAGUUCCCAUCUUUAACCCGAUAGUUAGUAUCGAAUGUAUAAAGCACUAUUCAUUUGGUUUACGGAGUGCUGAAGAACUAAAUGGUUGACUUUACUCUUCUCAUAUGACAUGAUGACCUAUGGAUAAAAUCGCAUGAUGUGUAUUUUCUUAAA